AUGAUCAUUGAAUUAACUGCUCCCUCUGGUUUCAUACAGAUCCUUGAACGUGUUUUGGCGAAAUCUUUCUUGUUCAAUAUCAUUGAACGUGUUUUGGCUAAAGUUUCUUCAAUUGCUAUAUAUGAGAUCAGUCUAGCUUGGAAUGUUAAGACAGAGCUAAGGAAACUCCAAAGUACUCUAUCCACCAUCAAAGUUGUACUUCUAGAUGCAAACGAGCAGCAGGCGAAGAACCAUGAAGUGAGAGAUUGGCUGGAAAAGCUCAGAGAUGUUGUUUAUGAUGUCGAUGAUUUGAUGGGUGAUUUAUCAACACAACUGUUGCUGCGAAUGCAUUUCCAGAAAAGCUUUAGGAAGAAGGCAAGGAAGUUCUUUUCAAGUUCAAAUCCAAUUAUAUAUCGAUUCAAGAUUGGCAGAAAAGUAAAAGAAAUCAAGGAGCUGCUGAAUGAGAUUGCAGAUGAUAGGAGAAAUUUCCACUUCACGGAACAUACUUAUGUAAUUCCAGCUGAAAAUACGAGUAGAGAACAAACACACUCCUUUGUGAGGGCAUCAGAUAUCAUUGGUAGAGAUGAUGAUCAAGAAAACAUUGUAUAACAGCUGAUAGAUUCUCAUGAUGAGGAAAAUAUUUUUGUGAUUCCUAUUGUUGGACUUAGAGGGCUUGGAAAAACCACACUUGUUAAGUUGGUUUAUAACAAUAAUAGGGUUGUUCAGAAUUUCAACCUUAGAUUGUGGGUUAGUAUUUCUGAAGAUUUUAGUCUGAGCAAGGUAAUUGAGAAAAUUGUUAGGUCCGGAACAGGAGAGAGUUUUGACCACCUAGAUAUGGACCAAUUACAAGGUUGUUUGGGAGAGGUUUUGCAACAGAAAAGGUAUUUACUUGUGCUGGAUGAUGUGUGGAAUGAAGAUCAACACAAGUGGACAGAUAUGAGGGAGUUGCUGAUGAAUUGUUCCAGAGGUAGUAAAAUUGUUGUCACUACACGUAGUAAGAUGGUUGCUUUGAUUACUGGAACAGUUCCGCCUUAUUAUUUGAGAGGCCUUGGUAAUGAUGACUGCUUAUCUUAUUUUUGAAAUGUGCAUUUGGAGGGCAGGACAAUUUGUUUCCUAAUCUAGUAGAAAUAGGAAAAGAAAUUGUGAAAAAGUGUGGAGGAGUGCCUUUGGCUGUGAAAACCUUGGGAAGGUUGUUGUACAUGAAAACAGACAAGAACGAAUGGUUGCAGAUAAGAGACAAUGAGAUAUGGGAAAUCGAACAGAAUAAAUCUGACAUCUUACCAAUAUUGAGGUUGAGCUAUGAACAGAUGCCAUCACAUCUAAGACAGUGCUUUGCCUAUUGCCCCAUGUUACCCAAAGGUCAAGAAAUUCCGAGGGAGGAUUUUAUCAAUCGCUGGGCUCAAGGAUUUAUCCAGAGUUCAAACAGAAACAGGAAGUUGGAAGAUAUCGGUAAUCAGUACUUUGAUGAGUUGCUAUCAAGGUUUUGCUUCCUAGAUGUGGUACAAGCUUUUGAUGGAGAAAUAUUGGCUUGUAAGAUACACAAUCUUGUGCAUGAUCUUGCACAGUCAGUAUCAGGUGCAGAGUGCUUAAAUGUGAAACCCAAUGCUUUCGUGGUUUCUGAGAGAGUUCGCCACUUAUUCUUCCAUGCAGAAGAUAUGUCUAGGAAAUACUUCCCCAGAUUUUUGCUUCCUUUGCAUAAGGUGAGGUCUUUUUCUUAUUCGUUUAACAUUGGACCUGUAAACAAGUUUUUUGUCAAGACAAUGUUGUCAAAUUUCAAAUGCCUUCGGAUGUUAGUCUUGAACAAUCUAGAUCUUGAGGAGUUGCCAACUUCGAUAGGUAACUUGAAUGAAUUAAGAUACCUUAACCUUAGUGACAGUGGUAAUAUCAAGUUUCUUCCAAGGUCUAUGAGCAAAUUAGUAAAUUUGCACACCCUUAACCUCAUUAACUGUGAACAGCUUAAGGAGUUGCCAAGAGACUUUAGAAAGUUAAUCAGCCUGAAGACCUUGUAUUUGACCACACAUCAGAUAUUUGCAGGGAUCAAGAAUCAACAUUCUUUCACUUCUCUUCAAUUUUGCUUCUUUUCAAAUGUUGUUUCCCAAAAUUGCAGCCAGAACUGGUGCAGCAUUUUACUGCACUUCGGUUGUUGCGUAUCUACGAAUGCCCAAGUUUAUGUUCUCUUCCAAGCAGUAUUAGAUAUCUUACUUCACUUGAAAAGCUAUGGAUCUGGAACUGUGAAGAACUUGAUUUGAUUGAUAGAGAAGGAAUGUCAGGCCUAACAAGUCUUCAAUCCUUGCUUCUAAUGGGGCUUCCUACGUUGGUGACUCUACCAUUGGAACUCAAAGAUACCGCUCCUACAACAUUGAAGUACUUCAGAAUCGCCGAUUGUCCCUACCUGGUGGAGCUUCCAGAGUGGCUGCCGAAUUGCUCCUCACUUCAGAGACUGUAUAUAGAGGAUUGUCCUGUUUUGGCAUCGAUACCUCAAGGAAUCUACAACCACAAUGCCAACGUCCAUAUAAUCGACUGUCCAUUGCUAGGUGGAUGAUGGUAAUGACACAGGUGCAAGAUUUGUCCAACAUUAAUAAAAGCAUGAUUUAUUCAAGUAUCUUUGUUCAUUCCCUUGCUUAUAUAUUGCAAACAAUUGAGUAACAUGUCACAUUUUUUUCUCUUUAAUACUAAUUAGAAGUAGUUGUUGCAUUA
Solanum pennellii is the source of this 2676-nucleotide messenger RNA. Its product is annotated as putative disease resistance protein RGA4. NCBI's taxonomy places the organism in Eukaryota, Viridiplantae, Streptophyta, Magnoliopsida, Solanales, Solanaceae. The transcript is spliced from 2 exons. Bases 1 to 588 code for a protein of 195 amino acids. The record is from RefSeq and is a predicted model, not a curated record.